UGUUCUGCUUAACAAUCUUCAAGAUGCUUGUAACGAAUUCGGAGCAGGGUAGUACUCUACGUUAGCAAACCAUCCAAAUCAUGUCGAGAAUAAUAUCUUCCCCCUAAAGUAUUUAAACUGGAGAUAUUGCAUUUUCAACAUCAUUCACUUCUCUUCCAUUGUCGAGAACAAACAAAAUCAAAAACAUUAAAAAUGUUCAAACAGGUCAUUUUCGCUGCUCUCCUCGUCGUCGUGGCCGCUAAGCCCGGCAUCCAUUCUGUAGCCUACCCUGCACCCUAUGUGGCUGCUCCUGCCGUAGCCUACACUUCUCCGGUCGCCGCUGCUUACACCGCCCCUGUGGCUGCGGCUUACACUGCUCCGGUUGCCGCAGCGUACGCACCCUAUGCCGCCGCAUACACUGCUCCCGUCGCAGCAGCAUACACCGCUCCAGUAGCAUAUUCCGCAGCAUACAGAGCUCCCGUGUUCUUCAAAUAA
Molecule: messenger RNA, 474 nt
Organism: Nymphalis io (European peacock)
Lineage: Eukaryota; Metazoa; Arthropoda; Insecta; Lepidoptera; Nymphalidae
Product: vitelline membrane protein Vm26Ab-like
Exons: 2
Coding region: 193-474 (93 amino acids)
Source: RefSeq, a predicted model, not a curated record